Molecule: messenger RNA, 1681 nt
Organism: Cuscuta campestris
Lineage: Eukaryota; Viridiplantae; Streptophyta; Magnoliopsida; Solanales; Convolvulaceae
Source: the annotation of a GenBank genome assembly
AAACUCAAAAAUAUCACACACAAAAUAAACUUCACCAAACAAUCUUUUCACAGUCUCAAUUCACUACUCCCCCAAAGAAUGGCUCUUCUUCCCAUCAAAACCUUCACCGGGCUCCGCCGUAUCUCGCCGGAAAACUCCUCCAUCGCUGUGCUGUCCAAUCCACUCCCCAAAACCCAUUCUCGUCGUCGGGCACUCCGCGUGAAUGCUUCCAACAGUAGCCCGCGAGUCAUCGGCCGGAAUCUUAGGGUUGCCAUCGUUGGCGGUGGCCCGGCCGGUGGAUCCGCCGCAGAGACUCUCGCCAAGGGUGGGGUAGAGACGUUCUUGAUCGAACGGAAGAUGGACAACUGUAAGCCUUGCGGUGGGGCCAUCCCGCUCUGUAUGGUCGGCGAGUUUGACAUCCCGUUGGAUAUCAUUGACCGGCGAGUCACAAAAAUGAAGAUGAUUUCGCCGUCGAAUGUCGCCGUCGACAUCGGCCGCACACUGAAGCCCCACGAGUAUAUCGGCAUGGUCCGACGCGAGGUGCUCGACGCCUUUCUCCGUGAUCGGGCCGCCGCCGCCGGAGCCUUCGUGAUUAACGGGCUUGUUCUCAAAUUGGAUCUGCCCAAGUCGUCAAACGCCCCCUACGUCCUCCACUACACGGCGUACGACUCCAAGGUCGGCGGCGCCGGCGAGAAGAAGACGCUGGAAGUGGAUGCCGUCAUCGGAGCCGACGGUGCGAACUCCCGGGUGGCGAAGUCCAUCGAUGCCGGCGAUUACGAGUACGCAAUCGCCUUCCAGGAACGGAUCCGCAUCCCCGACGACAAGAUGAAGUACUACGAGGAUCUCGCCGAGAUGUACGUCGGCGACGACGUCUCCCCGGAUUUCUACGGCUGGGUCUUCCCUAAAUGCGACCACGUCGCCGUCGGCACCGGCACGGUGACCCACAAGCAAGACAUCAAGAAAUUCCAGGUGGCAACGCGCCUACGCGCGGAGCCCAAAAUUGCCGGCGGAAAAAUCAUCCGCGUGGAGGCCCACCCGAUCCCGGAACACCCCCGACCCCGCCGGGUCAAAGACAGAGUCGCACUGGUCGGGGACGCGGCAGGGUACGUCACAAAGUGCUCCGGCGAGGGGAUCUAUUUCGCGGCGAAGAGCGGGCGGAUGUGCGCAGAAGCCAUAGUGGAGGGAUCUGAGAAGGGGAAAAGAAUGGUUGAGGAAUCAGAUCUGAGAAAGUACUUGGAGAAAUGGGACAAAACGUAUUGGCCGACAUAUAAGGUGCUGGACGUGUUGCAGAAAGUGUUCUACAGAUCGAAUCCGGCGAGGGAGGCGUUCGUGGAGCUCUGCUCCGACGAGUAUGUGCAGAAGAUGACGUUUGAUAGUUAUCUGUACAAGAGGGUGGCGCCCGGAAACCCCAUUGAAGACUUGAAGCUGGCCGUGAACACGAUCGGGAGUUUGGUGAGGGCCAAUGCGCUUAGGAGGGAGAUGGACAAGCUUAGUGUUUGAGAUUUGGGAUAUUGUGGUGCUAAUCAAUUUCGUAAUAUGUGUGAAUUUUUGUUAUUUUGUUUAAGGUUUACGUUUAUUAAUGUGAUAAUUGUGUGAGGAAAUUCCCAAUAUAUGUAAGUACUAUAUAUAUGUGUGAAUUUUAGUGAUUUUAUUUAAAAUUAUGUAUGUUCAUUAAUGUGUUGAAUAAAUCUACUUAUUGAUC